Symbiodinium sp. CCMP2456 is the source of this 4148-nucleotide messenger RNA. The record is from the annotation of a GenBank genome assembly. Lineage: Eukaryota; Dinophyceae; Suessiales; Symbiodiniaceae.
AUGGAGAUCGAUGCCUUGGCUGGCAAGGAGGGCAAGGGCAAAGGGAAGGGCGACAAAGGCUCUUCCAAAGGUGGCAAGGACAAAGGCAAGCGCUAUGACAAGCCCAAAGGAAAGGGUCCUGGCAACAAAGGUGGUGGCAAGGAUCAGCGUCAGGUGCGAGUUGCAGAAGUGAUUUUGGGUGACUUUUGCUUCAAGGAGUCUUUCAUCAUAGCACCCGUGAACAAUCCACUUUUGUGUCUGGGUAGGCUCUACAAGGCUGGUUUCGAAGUGCGCAGGAGGAACAAUCAGCUUGAGUUGGGUUGCGACGCUCACGGCGUGCCCGUGGACUAUAGGAGGAACAGCUUGGCAGUGCAAGGGUCCAUCAAGUUGUUAGAGCAAGACUCGCCGAGUAAGGAGGUUCGUGAUCAGCGGGUACAUGUUCGGGCCGUGACCUUGACGCCAGUGCUUUCAGAUGUGCCACGUGAUGGAUCUUUGGUGCAGAUCGGGACCAAAGUGUUCGCGAGGUGUGGGUACAGCACGACCUACAUCAACACCACAUUGCUUCCUUUUCGGGAACUCCCGUGGAGGAGAACGACGUUGCUCAAACGAGUUGGCAAAGAGUGGGAUCUGCUUGAGUUUUGUGAGGACAUCAGCCAAAUGGAGAAUUUCGAGGUUGCUUUGCCCAAUCCCCAGGACACUGAGUUGGUCUUGACCAUUGCCCAUGAUCAUGUUGUUGCUCCUGAAGAACUUGGCUUUGAUUAUCGGAGUGACUCACAGCCGCUGGCCCCGAGGUCUGAUGACGGUGUUCGUGAUGCAGCUGGAGGUGCUCUUGAUGAUCAAGACCUUCAGGACCUCGGUGAUGCGAAGGACAUCCCAGCCGCGCCAGAUGAAGCAGAGCCACCUGUAGAUGAUCGUCAUGUGCCUUUAGAUGAUAACGAGGUUGAGGUGGAUGGCGUCAGGUUGAGUAUGGCCUCGACGCUGAAGGCUUUGCGGGCGGCUUGUGGAACAUUAGGUGUAGCUACGAGGGGUAGUAAGAAGCAGUGCUUUGAGCGACUUCGGCGACACAUUCAGGAGCACGCGUUGAUUGCAGAGCAUGAGGCUGUUGCGGCAGCCGUUGGAGACUCAGAGAGGAAGCCAAAAGGAGUGCCCAAGCCGGGUGAGCCGACACCGCAGGAGAUCGCCGAUCACAUGAUCACACAUCAGCCCUACAGGGCCUGGUGUCCACAUUGCGUUGCCCAUCGAGGUCGACAGGACCAGCAUCAUGAUCUAGAUCAUGCGCACACUUCAGAGUCGGUGGUGAGCCUGGAUUUCGGGUUUUGUAAACGGCAGGAGACGGAGGAAAACCUUCUCACAGUGCUUGUGAUUCACGAUAGGCAGACGAAGGCCUUGCACGCGGUGCCCACUGUGAGUAAGGGAGGUCAGUCGUUGUCGCACUUAACCACUGAGCUUGUGCGUUUCCUAGCGUGGCUUGGGCAUCGCGAGUUGUGCUUCAAAUCGGACGGCGAGCCGGCGAUCAAGGCUGUGGUGAAGAGUGCCGAGAAGGCGUGCCGACAGCUCGGCAUCAAGACUAGAUGUGUGACCACUCCCGUGGAGGAUCACGAGGCCAACGGUGCAGUAGAGCAAGCAUGGCAAAGCAUCAGAGCCAACGCAGGGGUGCUGGUUGGACAAGUUGAAGAACGCUGCGGAGCCGAAGGCAAGGUGAUCUUUGGAAGCCAGCAUCCGUUCUACAUGUGGUGGUUCUUGGAUAUCUUCGAACAAGUGCGAAGGAGAUUGGUGGAACAGGACAGAUUCAACCUAGAUCGGUGUGGUGAAGUUACUUUGGCCCCUUGGGAGCAUGGGUUUGCGAGCUUGGGUGGCAGGCUGAUUGUGAACAAGAGGGUUGUGCUUCCGCAGGCCGUGGCCCCAGCACUGAACCCAAUGAGUCCGCGGGAUGAGCUUGGGAGUGACCCGCCUACUUCGGAGCGCGCGAGCGUCGAUGACCACUUGAAUGACUACGAGCCCAGCUUGCCAGGUGAUCCCGUGGAGGCGGGGACGGUCCAGGCCCCGUUGAUGAGUUCGAGACAGGCCAGUUCGAAGAGUGAUGAGUCCAUGUCAUUGCCGGGAAUGAGCGGAAGCUCCAGCUCUGGGUCCAGUGAGCUUGUGACUGAGGCGGCCAUGCAGGCUCGUUCCGAAGCAGCAGCCGCGGAAGUGGCAACGGGCUUGUCUGAGAACCCACGUGCAGUGAAGGCUCCCAGGGUGACGCAGCGAAUUUGCAGGGUUGAGAGUGCAGCCAUUUGCCAGGUCGGUGACCAGUGGUAUGAGCACAAGGAUGAAGAGGUUGACUGGGCCUUCACGUACAAGGACCUAGAUGAUCUUCAGGAUUAUGACGAGGGUUUUGAUGACGGCAGCCACGAGGAACUUGAUGCGGCCGAGAUCGAGUCCAAGCUUAUCUUCCCAAGGACUUCGGAGCACGAGCCGUGGCUGAGCCCCACGGAGUUGAGUGAACUUGACAGGUUGGCCGAUGAGUUUGAGUUGGCACGGCUUGGCGCCAUGAAGGUGCUGUUGCCGAUGGGUUCUGAGGAAGGGCCCGAGAAGCGUAGAGAAAAUCCAAAGAAGUUGUCAACAAAGAUGGUCAGGUCGUGGCACGAGAAGACCAUCGUGGAUCCCGAGACCAAGAAGCAGAAGCCGGUGUGGCUGAGGCGGUCACGUUAUGUGGCCAGGGAACACGCCUGGUUAAGUCCAGAGAGAGAGGGGCUGUAUAGCCCAGCAUCCAGCUCGGCGGCGACAAAGGUGUUGCCGGCGAUGUACACGUACCUGCAGGCUAGGGAUGGCGAUUGGGUACUAGGUUCCUUGGAUGUGUCCGAUGCCUUCCUCAUGGUGUUGCAGGAGGAAGCCACUGAAGUUUCAUAUGAGGUCCCGGGCACAAAGGAGAUUCGAAAGUUCAUGUUGGGUCGCCUCCUUCCAGGACAAAGAGACGGGACGGCCAAGUGGCACGCCAGGCUUUCUGAGUGCCUUCGUGAUGAGGUGAACGCUUCAUGCUGCAUUGCUUAUCCGAGUAUGUUUUCAUGCAACACUCCACAUGGUCCAGUGUAUUUGCAAACACAUGUUGAUGACAUCGAGUUCCUGGGAAAGCGUGCGGCAGUGAAGAGUGACUUCAAGCCGGCCAUGGAGAAACACUUUAAGGUGUCAUGCCAGAUGCUUGAGCAACCUGGUGAUGUUAUGAUGUUCCUGAAGCGCCAACAUGUUCUAGGAGAUGAUGGAUGCAGUGUUGUCAUCACACCACAUCCCAAGCAUGUGGAGCGGUUGCUGGAGAUUCUCGGGAUUGAGCCGUGCAUGUGCAAUAAGAAGUGUCCUUUGAUGCCAGGGUACACCGAGGUAGACGAGAGCACAGCGUUGGGAGCACCAGAGGCGAGCACAUAUCGGUCAUGCAUCGGCAUCCUACUGUACUUGAGCGGUGGUUUGGUGGAGUCCCAGAACGCCAUUAGGUUUCUUUCACAGAAGAUGAGCAGUCCUUCUCUUCGAGACAUGAAAAUGCUUCGCCAUUUGGCUAUGUACUUAGGGGGCACUGUUCACCAAGGCAUGUUGCUUACUGCACAAAGGGCUGGUGAAGGCUUGCUUGGUGAGCGCUACGCUUCGGAGUGGGCGUUGGAGGCCUUCUCCGAUUCAGAUUGGGCCUCACAGAAGGCCGAUCGGAAGAGCGUGUCAUCCGGGGUGAUAGCAAUCCAAGGUAAUGUCGUGUGCACCUCGGCCCGAACUCAACGCACCAUAGCGCUCAGCUCUGCUGAGGCUGAGUUGUAUGCAAGUGCAGGCGUUCUUUCCGAUAGUUUUCUCCUGAAGAACAUUUUGUGCUUUCUGCUUGAGCUUGAAAAGUUGCCUGUGCAUUUGUACAUGGAUUCGUCGAGUGGCAAACAAGUGUGGCAGAGAUCGGGCGUGGGGAGGAUCAGGCAUCUCUCCUGUCGCGUUUUGUGGGUUCAGCAAGCUGUGGCCCGAGGAGAUGUGGUAUAUCACCACAUUCGUGGGGAGCACAAUCCGAGCAACGUGAACACCAAACUUCUCACGAGGGUUCGCAUGCUGUUCUUGAUGUUCCUGUUAAAGGUCUACGACACAUGGAAGUAUGAGAGAGUUGGUGAGGAAGAGCAUGCAGCACACAUGGAAAAGAAGGCCAUCCAGCUUAUGAUUCGCAACUUGAA